Messenger RNA from Dissoconium aciculare CBS 342.82, 7211 nucleotides. RefSeq names its product polyketide synthase. Gene Ontology annotation, molecular function: 3-oxoacyl-[acyl-carrier-protein] synthase activity; phosphopantetheine binding; fatty acid synthase activity. The record is from RefSeq and is a predicted model, not a curated record. The transcript has a single exon. The coding region runs from base 246 to 6827 and encodes 2193 amino acids. NCBI's taxonomy places the organism in Eukaryota, Fungi, Ascomycota, Dothideomycetes, Mycosphaerellales, Dissoconiaceae. Gene Ontology annotation, biological process: fatty acid biosynthetic process; secondary metabolite biosynthetic process.
GCCACUCCUCCAGGAAGAUAUCAAGAUUCCCAUUCAGCAGACAAUUUGAGCUGUGCAUCUCCGUGACUAGCCACCACGGUCAUUGCAAUUUUCGGUAUAUCGAAUUCGUAUCUUUCAAGUGACGACUCCAAAUACACUGGCAAGCUCCAGUCAUCUCAGGAAUCGACACUAUCAGCACCCGCGACCUCAAGAGCUUGCUGUGCAAUUCUUAAAUUCUCUCCCAACGAAUCGAGCAAUUGCCCAGUAUGUCAAACGUACUUCUCUUCGGCGAUCAGACUGCCGAGCAGUAUCCGCUGCUACACCGAAUUGUCCUCCGGAAGGACAAUGCUCUGGUUUCUAACUUCAUCGAACGUGUUGCGCUCGCGAUUCGUGAGGAGACUCGCCAACUCCCUCGAAGCCAGCGCAACGCUAUUCCCGACUUUUUGACCCUGAGCAAUCUGGUCGAAGCGUACUACCAGAAAGGUGACAAAGUCCCUGCCCUCGAGUCGGCGUUUCUCACCGCGACUCAAAUUGGUCACUACAUUGGCUACUUCUCCGAACAUCCUACCGAACUUCCAGCUUCGACCGAUACUCGAGUUAUUGCGCUCUGCACCGGUCUCUUAUCCGCAACCGCAGUGGUCUCCGCCAGAAACGUGGAGGAGCUCGUCAGCCUCGGCGUUGACUUUGUACGCAUUUCUUUCCGCACUGGUGCUGCCGUCGACAGCGUCCGAACCGUUUUGGCGCAAAGCGGCGAGGAAAAUGAGCCCUGGUCGACGGUUGUCACAGGUGGGUCGGAAGCAGAAGUCAAAGCAGCCCUGACCGAGUUCCACAAGGCUCAGGGUAUCCCGCAGUCCAACUGGAUCUGGGUCAGUGCCGUGUCCGGCAUGGCCCUCACACUUUCAGGUCCUCCCAGUGUUGUGAAUCGUUUCUUCGACCAUGCCAGCUCUCUCUCCCUGCAACAGCGCAUCAAAAUUCCGAUCUUUGGGCCAUACCAUGCCGAGCACUUGUUUGCCGAGGCUGAUUACGAUAAGAUCCUCAGUGGCACCGUCGGCGCGGAGCUCAAGAAGCGCCAGCCAGCGUCCCUCGUGCACUCUGCCACCUCUGGAAAGCCAAUGGUGGCCGAAGAUGCCUAUGAACUGGCGAAGAUUGCACUUUGUGAGAUUCUGCACUAUCCUGUCCGUUGGGAUCGCCUUCUGGAAGAGUCCGUCACACAAGUCGCCGCCAGCAAGUCUCCAGCAAGGAUCUUUGCCCUUGGGUCGAGCAACAUUGCCAACAGUCUUGUCUCUGCGCUUAAGGCGGGCGGCAAGACCGAUGUCACCCUAGUUGACCAGUCUAGCUGGCUUGACAAGGAAAGCUACUCUGGCCGCACCCAGAACGAUAAGAUUGCCAUUGUCGGAAUGGCCGGACGCUAUCCCAAUGCUGCUGAUCAUGAAGCGCUCUGGGAUCUACUUAUGAAGGGUCUCGAUGUUCACCGCAAGAUCCCGGCUGAUAGAUUCGACGCUGACGCUCAUUGCGAUCCUUCCGGCAAAGGCAAAAACAAAUCGCACACGCCUUUCGGUUGCUUUAUCGACGAACCAGGUCUUUUCGAUCCGCGAUUCUUCAAUAUGUCUCCCCGUGAGGCUGCUCAGACCGAUCCCAUGGGCCGUCUCGCACUGGUGACUGCUUAUGAAGCUCUUGAAAUGUCUGGAUAUGUGCCUAAUCGUACGCCAUCAACAAAACUUCAUCGCAUCGGUACCUUCUACGGCCAGACUUCUGACGACUGGCGUGAAAUCAACGCGGCGGAGAACGUCGACACGUACUUCAUCACAGGUGGCGUACGCGCCUUCGCGCCGGGCCGCAUCAAUUAUUACUUCAAAUUCUCUGGCCCGUCCUAUUCUAUCGACACCGCUUGUUCGUCAUCACUUGCUGCCAUCCAGCUUGCAUGUACUUCGCUCUGGGCCGGUGACUGUGAUACCGCCUGUGCUGGUGGUCUCAACGUCCUCACCAACCCCGACAUCUUCUCUGGUCUCUCCAAGGGACAGUUCCUGUCCAAGACGGGCUCUUGCAAGACCUACGACAAUGAUGCUGAUGGCUAUUGUCGCGGUGACGCCUGUGGUACAGUCAUUCUCAAGCGUUAUGAGGAUGCCAUCGCAGAUAAGGAUAACAUCCUUGGUUGUAUCCUGGGUGCUGCAACGAAUCACUCAGCCGAGGCUGUAUCUAUCACUCACCCUCAUGCCGGAGCCCAAGAAUUUCUCUACAAGCAAGUGCUUGCGAAUGCUGGCGUUGAUGCUCACGAGAUUAGCUACGUUGAAAUGCACGGAACUGGAACUCAAGCUGGAGAUGGCAUUGAGAUGACUUCGGUGACUAACGUCUUCGCUCCUCGCCACAGGCAGCGAAAGCCAGAGCAGACGGUUCAUCUCGGGGCAAUUAAAGCAAACGUCGGUCACGCUGAAGCGGCCUCCGGUAUCAACUCGCUCAGCAAGGUCUUGCUUAUGAUGAAGUACAACAAAAUUCCGGCAAACGUCGGUAUCAAGGGCGAGAUGAACAAGACUUUCCCUGCUGAUCUGAAAGAUCGCAAUGUACACAUCUCUCGCGGAGAGGUCGACUGGCCUCGUAAGGGUGCCACUCCUCGCAAGGUCUUCCUCAACAAUUUCUCUGCUGCCGGUGGUAACACUGCCCUGCUCAUCGAGGAUGGCCCAUUGCGCAAGGCGGUUACUGGUGUCGAUGCACGCAGCACUCUCCCCUUCACAGUUACUGCCCGCUCGAUUGGCUCGCUUAAGCGCAACAUUGCGAGUCUGCAGAAAUAUAUGACAGAGAAUUCUGCUACAACUCUCUCUUCACUCUCUUACACCCUGACUGCGCGUCGCAUCCAGCACAAUUAUCGGGUGGCUUUCUCGCUUGCCGACAUCGGCAAGGUCAAUGAUUCCCUGGAGGCGCAGAUCAAGGAAUCGUACAGCCCGGUACCGAUGGUGCCUUCUAAGGUUGCCUUCUGCUUCACUGGACAAGGUUCGCAGUACACCGGUCUGGGACAAAAGCUUUACCAGGACUUGAAGAGCUUCCGCAGCGACAUUGAUCAGCUCGACCAACUGGCUCGUCUCCAGGGUCUACCUUCCUUCCUUGAGCUAUUGGAUGGCACUGAUGUCCAAACAUUGUCACCGGUCAAGGUUCAGCUAGGAAUGGCAUGCAUCCAAGUUGCACUGGCACGCAUGUGGGCUGCCUGGGGCAUUACUCCAACUGCUGUCAUUGGUCACAGUUUGGGAGAGUACGCUGCCUUGCAUGUCGCUGGAGUCAUCUCUGCUUCCGACAUGGUGCUCCUGGUUGGUCGCCGCGCAGAGCUUCUAGUACGCGAUUGCACUCCUCACACGCACGGUAUGCUCGCCGUCAAGGGAAGCGCCGAAGCCAUCCGUGGCGCUCUUGGUAGCAAGAUGACAGAGAUUGCCUGCAUCAAUGGACCCGAGGAGACCGUCCUCUGCGGUAGUGCCGAAGUUGUGAGCGACGUCAAUGAUGCGCUGACUCACCGCGGCAUCAAGGCCACAAAGCUGAACGUGCCCUUCGCGUUCCACUCUGCCCAGGUUGAUCCGAUUCUCAAGCGAUUCACCGAGAUUGCUUCAGCCGUCACCUUCAAGAAGCCUGUGGUCCCAGUCCUUUCACCACUAGGAGGCGAGGUCAUUCGCGACGCUGGAAUCAUCAAUCCCGAGUAUCUCGCUCGUCAUGCCCGCGAACCUGUCAACUUCUGGUCUGCUCUCGCAGCUGGUCAGAAGGAAUCGGUGUUUGACGAGAAAACGACUUGGCUCGAAAUUGGUGCUCACCCGGUCUGCUCUGGGAUGGUAAAGGCCUCCACGGGCGCCGCCGUCACGGUACCCUCGUUACGUCGCGGGGAGGAUAGCUGGAAGACUAUCGCGAACAGCAUGUGUGCGUUGUUCACUGCUGGCGUGAACAUCAAUUUCGACGAAUUCCAUCGCGAAUUCAAUGAUGCUCAGGAGCUACUUCCCCUGCCCACGUAUAGUUUCGACAACAAAAAGUAUUGGCUGGACUACCACAACAACUGGACCUUGACCAAGGGCGAGGCACCACAGAUCCGUGAGAUCCUUGUCGAGAAGCCGGCCAUUGAAGCUGCGCCAGUGAUCGAGGUACCAGCCAAACGUCUUUCCACCUCGUGCCAGAAGGUCGUCAGCGAAGACUUCCACGGCAACACUGGUCGCGUCAUCAUUCGCAGCAGUCUGGCAGACGAGAAGCUCUACCCCGUCGUCUGCGGUCACAUGGUCAAUAAUGCUGCGCUUUGCCCUUCAUCCCUUUAUGCCGAUAUGGCACUCACUGUCGCCGAUUACAUCAUCAAGCAAAUGCGGCCUGGCACUGAAGUCCCUGGCCUCAACGUCUGCAAUAUGGAGGUUCCCAAGCCUUUGAUUGCUCAGAUUCCUCAACCACCUCAGGGUCAGCAUCUCGAACUUGAGGCGAAUGCUGAUUUAGACACUGGCGUAGUCAAGCUGUCAUUCCGUAGCGUGCAUCCCGAUGGCAAGAAGAUUCAAGAUCACGCGCACUGCAUUGUUCGUUACGAGGACAAGGCUACUUGGGCUGCCGAAUGGUCACGCUACAACUACAUGGUCAAGGCUCAAAUGGACAUGCUCACUCAGAAGUCGCUCACCGGUGGCGCCCACAAGGUCCAGCGCGGCAUGGCCUACAAGCUAUUCAAGGCCCUCGUCAACUAUGAUGGGAAGUACCGCGCCAUGGCCGAAGUCGUGAUGGACGGCGCCUCCACUGAGGCGUCUGCGUCCCUUGAUUUUCCCACAAAGCCCGAGGACGGAGACUUUUAUUGCGCUCCCUACCACAUUGAUGGCGCUUGCCACAUCUCGGGCUUCAUCGUCAAUGCUUCUGACUUGCUCGACUCAGAGCAGGCGGUCUACAUCUCUCAUGGCUGGGGCGCCAUGAAGUUCUCUCGCCCGCUCGUUGCCGGAAUGCGUCUUCGAAACUACGUACGCAUGCAGCCGCAGCCUGGCAAGAUCUCCAUGGGUGACGUUUACAUCAUGCAAGGAGACGAGAUCAUCGCAGUGUGCGAGGCCAUUAAAUUUCAAGAGAUUCCCCGCCGUGUUCUAAAUACCUUCCUACCACCCAACAAAGGGUCCGCUGCACAGUCGACUGUGCCUAAAGCAGUCGCUGUGCCAGCAUAUCGUGCUCCCGCUUCAACUUCGGCUUCGGCUCCGAUGAAAUUCGCCCCAGCUCCACUUUCCCCUGUUCGAACGGUCGCCGCCGUUCCUGCCACUGCACCCAUAAUCAUUGCCGCAAAGCCAAAGAAGGCAGCUUCCGCCCCAAAGAAGACCGCUGACGGUCUAACAAACAAGGUCAUGAAGAUCCUUGCCAAGGAGACUGAAGUUGAAGAAGCGGAAUUGGUCGACGACGCACACUUCGAGAACCUAGGUGUUGAUUCUCUUCUGUCACUGACCAUCUCAGCUAUCUUCCGUGAAGAGCUCGAUAUGGAGAUCAGCUCCUCGCUCUUCACGGACUACCCCACUGUCGGCGAUAUGAAGAAGUACUUUGCGCAGUUUGACGGUGCCUCAAUCGAAACAAGCAGUGUCUCGGAGUCCGAGGAGGACUCAGACAAUGAUUCCGUCACACCUACCGAUAUCGCUACUCCUUACACCCAGAUGUCCACGCCUGCUAGCACCGUCAUCAGUGUUGCCCCAAGUGAGGCAGGAAAGCCCGAGAUCGAUUCGCCCACGCGCGAAACGCUUUCUGAGGUCGGUGACGUCUCGCUCGCACGACAUGUGGUUGCCCAAGAAAUGGGCGUCGACAUCUCUGAGAUCACUGACGACGCUGAGCUGGCAGAGAUGGGCAUGGACUCACUCAUGAGCCUGACCAUUCUUGGCGAGCUUCGUGAGAAGACCGGUGUCGAUCUUCCUUCCACUUUUCUCACCACUAACCCGACCAUCAAGGAUAUCGAGAACGCUCUUGGCAUGCGACCCAAGGCUGCUGCGCUCAAGAUGAUAUCUGCACCCAAGCCAUCGUCAUCAUCAACGAAGAUCGAUCUCAAUGAGGUCAGCGCUCGUCUGGCUGCCAUCAACAAAACCGACAUCACCAAAUACCCAGCAGCCACUUCCGUGCUACUUCAGGGUAACGCCAAAAUCGCGUUCCAGAAAAUAUUCUUCCUGCCAGAUGGCUCUGGCUCGGCCACCUCAUAUGUUUCCAUUCCGAACCUCGGCCCAGAUGUUGCCGCCUACGGUCUGAAUUGUCCAUUCAUGAAGGAUCCCACACAGUGGCAAUGCGGCAUUGAGGUCGUAUCAUUGAUCUAUCUUGCUGAGAUCAGACGGCGACAACCUCAAGGCCCAUACAUCGUCGGCGGCUGGUCCGCUGGUGGUGUCAUUGCCUACGCCGUCUGCCAAGCUCUCCUCGCUGCCGGCGAGACCGUCUCGAAACUGUUCCUCCUUGAUUCACCGUGUCCCGUCGAUCUUCCUCCGCUCCCAUCCAAACUCCACGUCUACUUCAACGACAUCGGUCUCCUCGGCACCGGCGAUCCCUCCAAGACUCCGAAAUGGCUCCUGCCUCACUUCGCUUCCGCUAUCCGCAGCCUGUCUGCCUACGACCCGAAGCCAACAAUCGCGCCAGUGCCCACAUACGCAGUAUGGUGCCGUGAUGGUGUCUGCGGCGCGCCCGGUGCCAAGAGACCUGUCGUGGAGCCAGCGGAUGCAGACAACGCGCCCAUGCUCUGGCUUCUGAACAACCGCACAGACUUCGGAGACAACGGCUGGGGACAGCUGUGUGACACUAAGAACAUGAAAUUCGGCGUCAUGGAAGGCCACCACUUCACCAUGAUGAAGGAGCCUCAUGCACAGGAACUUGGCAAAUUGAUCCGAGAAGGCUUAGACUGGAAGCCAUAGAGUCUGGCUUAUCACCAGCCCUGCCUUUGCAAAUCUUCUCCACGGUCCUCUCCAUCCCCCGAACUCGAUACUGCUCCGAAGCUGCUGAGACAACGGCGUGCCCUUUUCUUUCCUCCUGAUGCGCGAAGUAAGGCCUUGGCCGGCCAUGCACUUCACCGUUAGCGGGCUCUCAGACGGGAUACCAGCUUGUUCAGCCACUUCCGGGUAUCCAUCGAUUCUCUCUCUCACUCACUUAUGCAGUUUUUGUGCUCGACCGAUUUAAUCCGGAGCGAUAAUACUGCAUUACCAGUUUCAUGGCGGAGGGCGACCUCCGACCCAUGUCAUUUUUGGUUCACGUUUGAUUCACGGUCAUGGGAUAGAAGCGUUUCGGUUUUAAUCUUGCGA